Molecule: messenger RNA, 663 nt
Organism: Ambispora gerdemannii
Lineage: Eukaryota; Fungi; Glomeromycota; Glomeromycetes; Archaeosporales; Ambisporaceae
Source: the annotation of a GenBank genome assembly
AUGACCUCUACCUACUCAUCCUCAAAACACGAAAGCACAAACACAAUAAGAGGAGGCGGAAGUGAAUUAGGAGGAGGAAAACACUCGGAACAUGGACAUAAUAAUGGAUGGAGUAGUAGUAGAAGCCACACAGGAGGACAUUAUAGUAGCAGUAGUCAUCAUAACAGAAGUACAAGCAGUGGUAGCAGACAUCAACCACCGCCGCCACCACCAUUACCUAUGAAUAACCGAGGCUGGCGAAUAGGAAUUCCGCCACCACCUCUUCCAAGAGGUAGUAGCUGGCGUCCUGAUUAUAACAUUGAUAGGGGCGGCAGGGGUGGUGGUAGAUGGCAAAAUCCUCCAUAUAAUUCAUCGUAUAGAAGCACUCCGUAUACUACACAGCGACCACCACGUAAUGGUUCUUCAUCGUCGUCUUCGUCAUAUCCAAAUUAUGCCCCCGGGAGUAUGAGUAUCAAUCAUCGUGGUAGCAGUGGUGGAGCAGGACGUGGCGGAUAUAAUACUUUUGCUACUACACAAUAUAUACCAAGAGGAAGAGGCCGAGGUAUCUCACCGUGGUCAACGCCCACUUCUUCUCGUCCGCCACCAGCUAAUGUAGCGGAACUCAACGUUACCGCGUAUUAUAAGAAAUCAAUGCUGGAAGAUCCUUGGACUGGCCUAUUAUAG